Molecule: messenger RNA, 1185 nt
Organism: Klebsormidium nitens
Lineage: Eukaryota; Viridiplantae; Streptophyta; Klebsormidiophyceae; Klebsormidiales; Klebsormidiaceae
Source: the annotation of a GenBank genome assembly
AUGCUCUGCAAUGAAGCAAACGAGUUCGGGAAAGUCGUCGAGUCUGGAGUUUUAGACGCCAUGGAGAGUCUUGAUGAGCUCCGGGUCAAAUUGAAGGAACAUCCUGUGCGCUUCUCCAGGGUAAAUCAAGAGAUUGCCAUCUACAAGCAGGGUGCCGUCAUCAAGAAGCUCAUCGAGCAGCUUUUCCAAGAGCAAGACAAGCUAGAGGCUCUGCAUGAUGCAUUGUUUGAAUCUCUCGCAGAACAUUUCCGUUCAACGAACUCAGGGGAGGUUCUUCAUUCCAUUUUCAACCCAGAUGUGCUAGAUCCUCAUAAGCAGGCUGCUUCCAUCCUGGUCUUCUCGAGAAUGGCAACCAGCAAGGUAGUAGCUCAGGUGUUCUUGUCCAAAGAGGAAGUAGUUGAGAGAAUGAUGCAAAUAUUCUCGAAAAAGUUAGGGCGGGUUGGACCAUUCAGUGGAUAUUCCAGGGAGAUCAUGUACACACUCCAGGGCAUCGCCAGUUUCGCUCAAGCAUCAAAGCUGUUCCGGCAGAGUAUGGAAGCGAACGGAAUGAAUCUCCUGCCUGCAGUACAGAUACUGUGUUCGGAGUACAUCUUGCCAGCAGAAGAGGACGAGAUCUACGCAUCAAGGGAGGCAGUGGCCAGAGUGAUUGAGAGCUUGUCGUUUUCCAUCGAUAGCCGACGUUGGAUGAUUGACGCGGGGUACAUUCACGUUCUGGCAGAACUCUUCCGGACAAAACGCCCAGGGGAAAAAGAGACAAAAGACGUUAUACUCAGGUCUGCUUUCUCGCUUUUGCGCCUCCUCGAAUCCCAAGAAUGCCUCAAGAAGAUGAAAGAGUGUGAUGUACUUUCCCUUCUAAGACCCGUCUCCAAAGUGCUGGAACUAGAUGACUUGCCUGGCGUCUGGAGUCACAUUGAGAACAAACUUUCAGACGACGCGGGCAGCAAGCAAAAGAUCCAUUACGUUUUUACAACGCGCUUCUGGAAGGGCCUCAAGAGAGCCGACUUUGCCAUUCGCACGGUCUGCUCGUGGAAGGACUGUGCCGCGGUAGAGUCGCAUUCAGAUACAGCUUUCAGCAAGUGCGGGCGAUGCGGUGUGGCACCAUACUGCAGCAAGGAGCACCAGAAGCUUCAUUGGCCAUCGCACAAGAAGCACUCCCUCUCGAAGGGGGAGAAGCCUUUAGGAUAG